AGAGUUGAUUCAAAUAUUUUUAGCUACUUUAUCUUAUUGAUGAGUUUUAAAAAUUUUAUAAAUUAUAACUUUUUCGUUAAGUUUGUUAUUAAUAAAAGAUAGAUACCAACAAUUUCUGUAAUAAAAUCAGAUCCAUAAACAAAUUAACAUUAGAAAAAGUUCUCUAUUUAUUAUAAAAUUUUGUUGGUAUCUUUAAUUACAUUAGAAUCUGCAGAAUAAACUAAUAAUUAAAACAAUUUUAUCUUCUGUCAAAAUAAUUAAAAUAUUUUGGUUGGAUGAUUUUCAAUACAUACUUGUUUGAAAACUUACUUUCGAAAUCACCAAUACAACUCAAUCCAAUUUAAGAAGUUCAUCAUUUUUUGCAAGUGCAGAAAAUGAUCAUUAAAUCUUGAUAGUGAUUUUUACAAUAUAAUAUUCAUAGUACAUAGUAUAAGGCAUUAUACUUUGUCUAAAAAGAAUUGUUAAUCUGUUUUGGCAUUGAUGCUGAAAAAGCUUUUUGGCUAUUCAAUUUUUUCAGGAAAAAUGUAUAUACGUAAGUUAAACAGAUAGAAACAAUGUCGGACGACUCAAGAAAAUCUACAAUUUUAAGUAAUUCAUAUAAACUUGUAGAUCACAAUAGAGAGAAUAAAAAAGGUAUUACAGCUUCUUCAUUCAAAGAACUUAUUUAUAUAGCACGAACCAGGUUCGAGAUUCCUAUACAUAUGCAAAUGAUGAUAGUGCUGGAACAGGAUGGAACAGAAAUAGAUGAUGAAGAUUACUUUGCAACUUUAGAAAGCAAUACAAUUUUGAUGAUCUUACAAAAUAAUCAAAAAUGGACUCCAGUAAAACUGACAAAAUCUAAACCUCAAUUAAUAGUGGUAGAUGAUACUAUUGAUCAUGGCUUAAGACAUCAACAAGAACAGGAAAAAAGUAAAUAUGAGGCUAUUCAAAUGGACUCAAUUUUAUCUUUUAUUCGUAAUGAUAUUUCAGAUGUAUCUCUUUUGAAUGAAACCGAGCUAGAAAUGUUAAGUGAUAUGAACCCAGACAGCGUAGCUGAUAUAAUUUCUGACAAAUCUUUCCUGGAGCAAUUGAAAGAAGCAUCAAGCAGAUUUCUCGCAAAAAAAAGACAUGCUCAAGAAUCUAUGGCUCUCUUGUGCAUGUAUUCCAUAAAUGCCGAAGUAGAACAAUCAUAGAUGAUUUAAGAAAUUCAACUAGAUCUUAAAUAAUGUGCAUCAAUAUUAAUAGUUAAUAUUAAUCAUGAUUAGAUAUAUUAUGAACACAAAUUUUUUCUAUAAAAAUAGACGAACUAUUAGCUUAUUAAAAAUUAAUGUAAUAUUAUUAAUUAUAAUCGAUGGUGUGAUAAUUGAUACAUUUAAAUUAUCAAAUUAUUAAAUAUCAAACAAUAAAUUAUCAACAGUUGCACUCACAAUUUCAAAAUGCUUUCUAAACAUUGUCAAAAUAAAUUUUCUUUCAGUGAAACUGAAAUUGUCAAUUGGGAAAAUUAUAGUAAAUUAUGUGUACCACGAUGCAUGAUUUAGAAAUGACUGAAAUAUAAGUAGUAAUGCCGUCAAAAUUUCAAGUUAAUCCGAUUAUAAAAAAGGCUACUAUUUAUUAGAUGUGCACAAUGAGAUUAUAUAAAUGAACAAAUUUUUUUUGAUGAAUUUUAUCGGUUUAAGACUAUUUAAAAUUUAGAAAGCAUUUUAAAAUUGUGAGUGCAACUGUUGGUAAUUUAUUGUUUGAUAUUUAAUAAUUUGAUAAUUUGAAUGUAUCAAUUAAUUUUGUAUAAUUUUUAUAAUAAAGUAUUCCUGAAGAGGCCCUGAACAAAAUGGCGAAACGUUGAAUAAUUAGUUUGGAAGUUUUGUAGUUGUGAUUUAUUUUUGGGAUAUUCCUCACACCACUGAUUAUAAUUUCUAAUAUUACACAACAGAGAAAAAUUAAAGAAUAAAAAUUAAUGUAAACAUUCAAAAUUAUUUGACUCUUUCCGAUCAUUUAGACCUACUUGCAAUUAUUCAUUAAAAUAUAUCUAGUCAUUGAUAAGAAAUUGAAUGCUGGAAUCAAAAUAAAAAUUUACCCUGAUCAUUUAAUCUUUAUUGAUUUGAUA
Phymastichus coffea is the source of this 2080-nucleotide messenger RNA. RefSeq names its product DNA fragmentation factor subunit alpha-like. The record is from RefSeq and is a predicted model, not a curated record. NCBI's taxonomy places the organism in Eukaryota, Metazoa, Arthropoda, Insecta, Hymenoptera, Eulophidae. The coding region runs from base 555 to 1172 and encodes 205 amino acids. Gene Ontology annotation, biological process: regulation of apoptotic process; apoptotic process. The transcript has 5 exons.